Gossypium arboreum is the source of this 652-nucleotide messenger RNA. RefSeq lists its product as uncharacterized. Bases 133 to 516 code for a protein of 127 amino acids. The record is from RefSeq and is a predicted model, not a curated record. NCBI's taxonomy places the organism in Eukaryota, Viridiplantae, Streptophyta, Magnoliopsida, Malvales, Malvaceae. The transcript has 2 exons.
UCUUUUAAAUUCGUGAACAGUUGGUCGCUAUAAAGUAGACCCCCUUUUCCUUCUCCACACUCAUUUCACUUUUUCUUUUCUGUCCACCAUAACUUUUUACGCUCAGGUACUUACAUAUCUAUAUAGUUUGCCAUGAGAUCUUUCUUGGACUGGGUUUCAUGUUGGAGUACCACUCCUCAAGUGUCCAUCAGGGAGGAGGUGGAGACGCCUCCAAAGAAGGAGGAGACAAACUCCUUGAUGCCUUUAGAUACGGAAGAUCUGAGGAAGAAGAAGAUUAGGGUAAGGACAGGGACGAGUCCGCAGUGGAAGCCUACGUUGCGGGUGAUAACGGAGGAUAACGUCAUGGUGAAGAAAACGCCGUCGGAAGCGACGAAAACGACGGUAGAUAAGGUGGGGAAGAGGAAGACCACCGGUAGUUCACGUUCUAAAGCUCAUGUUCGAAGCUAUAACGACACGGGGCGAAAAUCGGUGCCAGUGAUCCUACCAGCGCUUUCCCCUACACCUUUCAUGUUCUAAUAAUCUUUAAUUCCAUGGACCCUUUGCUAGUAAUUUAUGGUAAAUUUUUCAUUGCCUACGUAUAUAAUAGUAGGAAAUAUUAAAUCUUGUAACAUUUGUUCAAUUAAAUAGAAACAGUUUGCCUUGGUAAAGAAAA